Messenger RNA from Caenorhabditis remanei, 423 nucleotides. RefSeq lists its product as uncharacterized. The transcript has 3 exons. NCBI's taxonomy places the organism in Eukaryota, Metazoa, Nematoda, Chromadorea, Rhabditida, Rhabditidae. Gene Ontology annotation, cellular component: early endosome; Golgi apparatus; EMC complex. The record is from RefSeq and is a predicted model, not a curated record. The coding region runs from base 1 to 423 and encodes 140 amino acids.
AUGGCGAGUACUAUUUACCGCCUGAUCACAAUCGUCUCGGCUCUCUCAUUGCUUCAUUGUGCCUACUCCGCCGCCCAACAUCGUUUCUACCUGCGUCUCACAGAGCAACCGUUCGUUAGUCUUCCCGUUGACGUCGUAGCCCAAACAGUGAUUUCGCUGGUUGCAUUGAUCUACGGCACAUCGUUCAUCGCAAACCCAUUCCAGUAUAUAAAGAAAGAUCAACAUCACGACCGAACAUGCGACGAAGCACUCAACUGUCCAUCAUUCAUCACCUUCGACAACCGGGCCAAAGCGAUGUCUCCCGAAUUCGCCAUGCUACGCACACUGAAGCAGCAACAACGUCAACGACAAGGUUCCUCUCGAACUCACAGCGGUCGAGUAUCGGAGGCGAUUCACUCUUCAGAUUCGGAUUCUCAAGAAUAA